Podarcis raffonei (Aeolian wall lizard) is the source of this 3499-nucleotide messenger RNA. RefSeq names its product oocyte zinc finger protein XlCOF6-like. The transcript is spliced from 2 exons. Lineage: Eukaryota; Metazoa; Chordata; Lepidosauria; Squamata; Lacertidae. The record is from RefSeq and is a predicted model, not a curated record. Bases 1504 to 3489 code for a protein of 661 amino acids.
CGCUUUAUAGCGGGAAGGUAAAUGGCAUUUCCGUGUGCUGCGCUGGUGCCGGCUCGCCAGAGCAGCUUCGUCACGCUGGCCACCUGACCCGGAAGUGUCUCCGGACAGCGCUGGCCCCCGGCCUCUUAAGUGAGAUGGGCGCACAACCCUAGAGUCGGACACGACUGGCCCAUACAGGCAGAGGUAACUUUACCUUUACCUUUAAGCUUCUAUGGAGAUACUGUGGUACAACCUUGGUACAAAUUUCAAAAUAAGUACACAAAGCCAACAAAGAGACUCAGAGAUUUAUACUGGCACCAGGUAAAGGUAAAGGGACCCCUGACCAUUAGGUCCAGUCGUGACUGACUCUGGGGUUGUGGCGCUCAUCUCGCUUUACUGGCUGAGGGGGCCGGCGUACAGCUUCCGGGUCAUGUGGCCAGCAUGACUAAGCCACUUCUGGUGAACCAGAGCAGCGCACAGAAACGCCGUUUACCUUCCUGCCGGAGUGGUACCUAUUUAUCUACUUGCACUUUGACGUGCUUUCGAACUGCUAGGUUGGCAGGAGCAAGGACCGAGCAACGGGAGCUCACCCUGUCACGGGGAUUCGAACUGCCGACCUUCUGAUCAGCAAGCUGUGGCUCUGUGGUUUAGACCACAGCGCCACCCGCGUCCCUUAAAGUUCCCUUAGAGAGAUCCUUUAACUCCAAUCUCAGCAGGAAUCAGCACAGUGCUGAGAUGGGAUAGGCGUCCUGAUCUAGAGAUAAAUGAUCCCACUGGCUGCUCUUUAAAGAGGGUUUCUAAAGAACAAUCAGAAGGGUCUUUUUUCAUGGAUCUCAUUGCUAAUUCAGCAGGGUCUUCUUGUGCUCUUAUUUUUCCCCACCCCAGCACUGGGGAUGGAAGAUCUAAACAUGCUGGUUCAUAGCUGUCAACUUUCAGAUUUGAAAAUAAGGGAUCAGCAGCCUCACCUGUCCCCACGUCCCUGUGGCACCACGUAUCCUACUCAAAAUUCCACUUUGUCAGACUGCAGCCCACAAAACAUUUAUCAGCCUUUAAGGGCUGCAAAGAUGAAUCAACAGAAGCAUAGUUCAUCUAUGGAAUGCAUCCUACAGGAGACAGUGACAGCCAGCAACUUGGAUAGCUUGGAAAAAAGGAUAAGACUGACGUCUCUGCUCUGCCCUGGUCCAGGCAAUAAUGCUUCUUAAUACUAGUGUCUGGAAAGCACAGGAAGGCAGAGAAGACUCUUGUGCUCCAAUCCUGCUUGCCGGUUUCCCACAGGCAUCUGGUUGGCCUCUGUGAGAAGAGGAUGCUGGACUAGACUCCCAAACAGGUGAGGAAGAUGAAGGUCAGAAUUCUAUGGAGCUACAUGUGAAUUUAUUGGGAAGAAGAAAGAAACUGAGGAUACAACAACAAACUCACAAAGGAGAGAUACUAUUUGAAUGUAUGAAGUGUGGAACGAGCUUUAGUCAUAGUCAAGCACUUAGAAUACAUCAAUGAACUCACACGGGGGAGAAACCAUUUAAAUGUAUGGAGGGCGGUAAGAGCUUCAGUCAAAGUGGAACACUUAGAAUACAUCAACGAACUCACACGGGUGAGAAACCAUUUAAAUGUAUGGAGUGCGGUAAGAGCUUCAGUACGAAUGGAGAACUUACAAUACAUCAACGAACUCACACGGGGGAGAAACCAUUUAAUUGUAUGGAGUGCGGUAAGAGCUUCAGUCAAAGUGGACAUCUUAGAAUACAUCAACGAACUCACACGGGGGAGAAACCAUUUAAUUGUAUGGAGUGCGGUAAGAGCUUCAGUCAAAGUGGACAUCUUAGAAUACAUCAACGAACUCACACGGGGGAGAAACCAUUUAAUUGUAUGGAGUGCAGUAAGAGCUUCAGUACGAAUGGAGAACUUAGAAUACAUCAACAAACUCACACGGGGGAGAAACCAUUUAAAUGUAUGGAGUGCAGUAAGAGCUUCAUUCAAUAUGGACACCUUAGAAGACACCAACGAACUCACACGGGGGAGAAACCAUUUAAAUGUAUGGAGUGCGGUAAGAGCUUCAGUCAAAGUGGACAUCUUAGAAUACAUCAACGAACUCACACGGGUGAGAAACCAUUUAAAUGUAUGGAGUGCGGUAAGAGCUUCAGUACGAAUGGAGAACUUACAAUACAUCAACGAACUCACACGGGGGAGAAACCAUUUAAAUGUAUGGAGUGCGGUAAGAGCUUCAGUGAAAGUGUAACACUUAGAAUACACCAACGAACUCACACGGGGGAGAAACCAUUUAAAUGUAUUGAAUGUGGAAAGAGCUUCAUUCAAUAUGGACACCUUAGAGGACAUCAACGAACUCACACGGGUGAGAAACCAUUUAAUUGUAUGGAGUGCGGUAAGAGCUUCAGUCAAAGUGGACAUCUUAGAAUACAUCAACGAACUCACACGGGGGAGAAACCAUUUAAUUGUAUGGAGUGCGGUAAGAGCUUCAGUACGAAUGGAGAACUUAGAAUACAUCAACGAACUCACACGGGGGAGAAACCAUUUAAAUGUAUGGAGUGCGGUAAGAGCUUCAUUCAAUAUGGAAACCUUAGAAGACACCAACAAACUCACACGGGGGAGAAACCAUUUAAAUGUAUUGAAUGUAGAAAGAUCUUCAGUGAAAGUGGGAAACUUAGAAUACAUCAACGAACUCACACGGGGGAGAAACCAUUUAAUUGUAUGGAGUGCGAUAAGAGCUUCAGUCAAAGUGGACAUCUUAGAAUACAUCAACGAACUCACACGGGGGAGAAACCAUUUAAUUGUAUGGAGUGCGGUAAGAGCUUCAGUACGAAUGGAGAACUUAGAAUACAUCAACGAACUCACACGGGGGAGAAACCAUUUAAAUGUAUGGAGUGCGGUAAGAGCUUCAUUCAAUAUGGAAACCUUAGAAGACACCAACAAACUCACACGGGGGAGAAACCAUUUAAAUGUAUUGAAUGUAGAAAGAUCUUCAGUGAAAGUGGGAAACUUAGAAUACAUCAACGAACUCACACGGGGGAGAAACCAUUUAAUUGUAUGGAGUGCGAUAAGAGCUUCAGUCAAAGUGGACAUCUUAGAAUACAUCAACGAACUCACACGGGGGAGAAACCAUUUAAUUGUAUGGAGUGCGAUAAGAGCUUCAGUCAAAGUGGACAUCUUAGAAUACAUCAACGAACUCACACGGGGGAGAAACCAUUUAAUUGUAUGGAGUGCGGUAAGAGCUUCAGUACGAAUGGAGAACUUAGAAUACAUCAACGAACUCACAUGGGGGAGAAACCAUUUAAAUGUAUGGAGUGCGGUAAGAGCUUCAGUCACAGUGGAACACUUAGAAUACAUCAACAAACUCAUACGGGGAGAAAGCAUUUGAAUGUAUUGAAUGUGGAAAAAGCUUCAGUACAAGUUGGAAACUUAGAAUACACCAACGAACUCACACAGGGGAGAAGCCAUUUAAAUGUAUGGAGUGUGGAAAGAGCUUCAGUAAAAAUUAACACCUUAGAAGACAUCAGCUAACACACACACA